GACAUCUGGAUCAUAUACUGCAAGCACCUCAGUCAAGUUGUCGGUAGAUUCAGUCUACUACUGAACUUCAAAGUCAUGGGAAUCUUUCAGCUAUUAAGACUCGUUUUUGUGGUAUUUAUUACCUGCCAAUUCGGCGCCCACGGCAAGGCAAAGGUUCGAUACGAUGGUUAUCAGGUCAUUAGGAUGAUACCAAACAGUCUAGAUGAGCUUGAAUGGCUGAUCAAUUACAUAGAGAGCAGGAAUGAGAUCGAUGUCUGGAAAGAACCAAGCAAGGUUGGUCAUCCUGUGGACAUCAUGAUACCUCCUAGAACUACGGACUCGGAGGAUCUUGUAUCCCUGGCAACAGAUACAGGAAUUUCUACAACUGUCAUGAUCCAGGAUGUUCAAAAGUUGAUUGAUAACGAAAUAUCCUCUCGGAGUCUACCUCAACGGUCGAUGAGUACUGGAUUCGACUACACUACCUACCACACAUAUGAUGAGAUCGAGAAAUGGAUUGAUGAUAUUGCCAACCAAUACAGUGAUUUAGUUAGUGUUGAUGAGGUCAGCUCAACAUAUGAAGGCAAGAUUAUCAGGGGCAUCAAGAUCGGAUCACCGUCGGGCAAUCUUAAACCUAUGGCUUAUAUACAGGGAGGAAUACACGCUCGCGAGUGGAUCAGCCCAGCAACUGUUAUGUUCAUGACUUACAAGCUUCUGGAUGCAUAUCAGAAGAUGGAUCCGUUGGUUACCGAGAUGUUCAACAAAAUAGACUGGUACAUUGUUCCCGUACUCAACGCAGAUGGAUACAUCUAUACAUGGAUAAAUGACCGUAACUGGCGUAAGAACAGACGAAGGGCACCUGGCGAUGCUUGUGUUGGAAUCGAUCUCAAUAGAAACUACGCUUACGAAUGGGGAGGCAAAGGAGCUAGUCGCUCCUCGUGUGCCCUCACGUAUCGUGGCCCUGGACCAGCCUCGGAGAUCGAAGUAAUCGGAAUUACAGAUUUCCUGAAGAAGAGGAACGAGAUGACUGAUAUCAAUCUAUAUAUCGAUGUCCACAGCUAUGGUAUGUUUUGGCUCUAUCCUUGGGGUUAUACCGAUGAUACAACCGUUUCACAACCCGAUAGAGAACGACAGUAUAGCCUAGGGAUGAGAGCCAAUGAAGCUAUCAAUGCUACUCAUGGGAAAAGCUACCUUGUUGGAGAAGCGGGAGCAUCUUUAUACCCGGCAUCAGGGGGCAGCGACGACUGGGCCUACGGUGAAUUGAAGAUCAAAUACACCUAUACAAUCGAACUAAGGGAUGAAGGCCAAUAUGGGUUUAUGUUGCCCGAGACUGAGAUAGAACCGACUACCGAGGAAAUUUAUGCCGCCAUGUUGGUCGUUGGAGAGCAACUACUCAGCGAAUUAUAGGCCUACAAUCUGAAUUCGACAGAAAGUGUGGGCGUCUCGGAGGGAGAUCAUUGACCCAAUGAUAAUAGAAAUAAACACGCUAAUGAUUAUAUUAAUUAUCGAAAUAAAUCAAAGUCAUUGACUUUAAGUCAGACAGAUUAUUUAUUUAAGUUUGCUCCGUGAGAAAAUUGAUUAUUUUAAAACGUUUGCAAUCGUAUACAUACACUUACAUGCAU
Lytechinus variegatus (green sea urchin) is the source of this 1598-nucleotide messenger RNA. RefSeq names its product carboxypeptidase B-like. The record is from RefSeq and is a predicted model, not a curated record. Lineage: Eukaryota; Metazoa; Echinodermata; Echinoidea; Temnopleuroida; Toxopneustidae. The coding region runs from base 76 to 1383 and encodes 435 amino acids. Gene Ontology annotation, molecular function: zinc ion binding; metallocarboxypeptidase activity. The transcript is spliced from 11 exons. Gene Ontology annotation, biological process: proteolysis.